GGUGGACCGGACGAGAGGGAGGGGGGGGAGGGGGGGGGAGUAAUAUCGAGGAAAAGUGAAAGAAACGCAUGCACGCGAGGAAGCACGUGGCAACUUGAAUUGGAACCUGGUUCAAUUUUGCCUCGUACAGAAAUCUUUCUCCUGGCGAGUGUACAUACACACUCGUGCGAUUCUGUUGGGACGCUUUCUUGCCGCAGCCGAGCCUCUCACCGUUCUCGUGCCGAUAUAUGUACGGCUAUGAUCUCAAACAAGAUGAUGCAUCGACAGCAAAACGCCCAAUCGUCGUCAUCCAACGACGAACUCACGAUGUAUCCGUCUGCCGCGUAUCAUUCUUCGUGUUCGACGCUACUUUCGUCGACGUCGACGCAGUCGUCGUCGUCGAGGUCGUCGUCCACGACCUGCCCGUUCUUGCUGUCCGUUCUCACGUGGUCGCUGACGUUCCUCCUCAACGGCCAUCCGCUGGGCAAAAGGUCAUUCUUCGACAUCCAGUGCAAGGGCGUGUAUGACAAGAGUAUCUUCGCCCGUCUGGACCGUAUCUGCGAAGACUGCUACAACCUGUUCCGGGAACCGCAAUUGCACAUGCUCUGCAAGAAGGAAUGUUUUACUACGGACUACUUCAAAGGAUGCUUAGACGUCCUGCUGCUGACGGACGAGGUCGGAAAGAUCCAAAUGUGGAUCAAACAACUUCACGGAGCCGAUCCGGGGGUUUAGGCAAGACUGCUUCAGCACACAAUACUUCACGAGCUGCAUCCAAGCGCUGCUGCUGGAGGAUGA
Messenger RNA from Formica exsecta, 774 nucleotides. It is a transcript of the gene ITP, whose product is annotated as ion transport peptide-like. NCBI's taxonomy places the organism in Eukaryota, Metazoa, Arthropoda, Insecta, Hymenoptera, Formicidae. Gene Ontology annotation, cellular component: extracellular region. Gene Ontology annotation, biological process: circadian rhythm. Gene Ontology annotation, molecular function: neuropeptide hormone activity. The record is from RefSeq and is a predicted model, not a curated record.